AUGGCUACAGUCGCUAUACCAAAGAAUGAGAAAUGGGCAGAAGUACCAGAGGAGAAGGUCAUUGAAUAUAUUGUAAAGGAUGAUAAGGGUGCUGAUGUUAGAGUUAUAAAGACAUUCAGAGAGUAUCAAGUACCUGUCAAGAGAAACAAGAGAGUGGAUGAACGUAGGAAAUGGGAGAAGUUUGGUGACUGUGUAGGACAGUCUGGUCUUUCCAACACAUCUUCAGGUGAAGAGGUCUUCCUUACAUUGUCAAGGAACAUGGUUUCUGAUGAGGAGAAGAAGGAGACAAUUGUAUGCAGGAACUGCAAGAAGAAUCAUUUCACCUCAAAGUGUCCAUACAAGGAUGCUCUGGAGUUAACUCAACGACAGAUCAAGACAGACAAGGACGAGAAGGAGGGCGGAGGUGGCGGCAAGACAGGCGAUGCCAAGUACGUCCCACCAUCACAGAGAGCAGGCUACAGUCCGAUGGCGAUGACAGAGGUACCUUCACUUAUCGUUUCAAACGUUUCAGAGAAUGCUACCGACAGAGAUCUACGUGAUUUGUUCAGUCAGUUUGGAUACGUUGCCAAGGUCAACGUACCAAAGGACAACGAUGGCCGUCCAAGAGGAUUCGCCUACGUCACCUACAAUGAUAUACGCGCGGCAGAAGAAGCCAUCAAGAACUUAGAUGGACACAGAUACGACUACCUCGUACUUCAAGUUGAUUUCGCCAAGAGGAGGACAAACAACUGA
Messenger RNA from Acytostelium subglobosum LB1, 732 nucleotides. RefSeq lists its product as hypothetical. The transcript is spliced from 4 exons. The coding region runs from base 1 to 732 and encodes 243 amino acids. Gene Ontology annotation, molecular function: translation initiation factor activity; RNA binding. Gene Ontology annotation, cellular component: eukaryotic translation initiation factor 3 complex; cytoplasm. NCBI's taxonomy places the organism in Eukaryota, Evosea, Eumycetozoa, Acytosteliales, Acytosteliaceae. The record is from RefSeq and is a predicted model, not a curated record.